GCCUUCUUCAUUGCUUUCUCUCUCUUUUUGUUUUCAUUUUCCUUUUGUCCUUUUUCUCUUUCCUAGGUUUUAGGUUUUCUCAGCCAAAGGCUUUCGUUUAGCUUCAUCAAUGGCACAGGAGGAGGUUCAGAACGGAGGACCGGAGAAAGUAGCGGAGGUGAGCUUCACGGCGCUGAAACCGCAGCUCAUGGUCGAAGCACCCAAGGCAGCUGAUGCGGUGCAGUUCUACAAGACCGCGUUUGGCGCUGUUGAGGCUGGCCGUACCGUGUACCCUAAGCGCAAGGCUGAGCAGGAGCAGCCUCACGUCCUCUCCGCUCAACUUGAGCUUGCUGGCUCUACCAUUCUCGUUUCUGACAUCGCUGAUAACUCUACUCCGGUGAAAACCGAGGGGACUGGAUGUGUGCUCUGCCUGGAGACUGAGGACGUCGAAGCUGCAAUUGCCAAGGCUGUUAGCGCUGGAGGCGUUGCGGAGGGUGAGGUAACUGAGGGCGAUGGCGCGUGCUGUGGUGGUCGCGUGGGCAAGGUGAAGGAUCCAUAUGGAUACGUUUGGCUUAUCUGCUCUCCUGCGAAGAAGUGCGGUGACGCGGAGGCUUAGAUGCCGUUCGAUCUUUGAUCUACUUUCUGUUAAUCUCUGAGCUUUAAUUUGUCAGUAAAAAAAAUGGCUUCUAGCCGGUAGGAUUAGGUGAUCAACAGUGAUAGACUCUUUGGUAUUGACUCUUUUGAUACUGUUCUUCAUGAACCUACAGUUGUCAGUUGCAGUUAAAUGAAUUUUACUAGCGUUUUUAUCUCUCUA
Gossypium raimondii (Peruvian cotton) is the source of this 793-nucleotide messenger RNA. RefSeq lists its product as uncharacterized. NCBI's taxonomy places the organism in Eukaryota, Viridiplantae, Streptophyta, Magnoliopsida, Malvales, Malvaceae. Bases 110 to 595 code for a protein of 161 amino acids. The transcript is spliced from 2 exons. The record is from RefSeq and is a predicted model, not a curated record.